This is a messenger RNA of Rodentolepis nana, 384 nucleotides long. Lineage: Eukaryota; Metazoa; Platyhelminthes; Cestoda; Cyclophyllidea; Hymenolepididae. The record is from the annotation of a GenBank genome assembly.
AUGUACGGAGACCUCUUCCUGCCCUGUAACAUGCCAGAACCUCCCAAGAAAAACUUCUUUACCAACCUCUUCACUGGAAGUGGUCUCUCCAAUACGGAAAGAGAAGCGUUGUUAGGUGAAAAACAAGCGGGUAAAUCGACAAUAGGAACGGCUGCCCUCCUACCUUCAGGUCGAACUGAACGUCUGGGAGGUCAGGCAUCUGGUGCAACCUCGGACAUAGCUCGAGCCCGAAAUGCCGCCAUAGAGCGUGGCGAGAAGUUGGGUCAACUGGACGUCCAAACCCAGGAAAUGCUGGAACAAUCCAAGAAUCUUGGCAAGACUGCGGCCAUGUUGGCUGCCAAAUAUGAAAAACAGGACAAAUGGUGGGGCGUUUGGCCACGAUGA